Acanthosepion pharaonis is the source of this 1200-nucleotide messenger RNA. Lineage: Eukaryota; Metazoa; Mollusca; Cephalopoda; Sepiida; Sepiidae. The record is from the annotation of a GenBank genome assembly.
AUGAUAAGUAUACGAUCAAUUUUUAUCCUUCUUUUCAGUUUGUGUUUCAUCGAUUUCCUUAAUCAAUCAUUUCUUUUCUCUUCUUUAAUAUGGCGAAGUACAUUCCUAUUUGUUAUAAACAUAGUACAAAUAUCGUCAUAUCUAUCUAUCUAUCUAUCUAUCUAUCUAUCUAUCUGUAUCUGUUCAUAUCUAUCUCAAAAUGUUCAUAACUUUAUAUCUAUCUCAAUAUGUUCAUAUCUAUUUAUCCAUCUCAACCUGUUCGUAUCCAUUGAUCUCAUUCCAUCUAUCUAUCUAUCUAUCUAUCUAUCUAUCUAUCUAUCUAUCUAUCUAUCUAUCUAUGUCAACCUCUUCAUUCCGACAUGUCUAUCUAUCUAUCUAUCUAUCUAUCUAUCUAUCUAUCUAUCUAUCUAUCUAUCUAUCUAUCUAUCCCAGUUUCUUCAUAUCUAUCUAUCUAUCUAUCUAUCUCAGUCUCAUGAUGUCUUUCAUUAUCUAUCUAUCUAUCUAUCUAUCUAUCUAUCUAUCUCAGUCUAUCCUUCUAUCUCAGUCUUUUCAGUAUCUACUAAUCUAUCUAUCUAUCUAUCUUUCUAUAUAUCUCAGUAUUUUUAUUAUUUAUCUAUCUAUCUCCGUCUUUUCAUUAUCUAUCUAUCUCUCUCUAUCUAUCUAUCUCACUCUUUUUAUCUAUCUAUCUAUCUAUCUAUCUAUCUAUCUAUCUAUCUAUCUCAGUCUUUUCAUUAUCUAUCUAUCUAUCUCAGUCUUUUCACUAUCUAUCUAUCUAUCUAUCUAUCUAUCUAUCUAUCUAUCUAUCUAUCUAUCUGUGUCUGUUUAUAUCUAUCUCAAACUUCUCUUCAUUUUCUAUCUAUCUAUCUAUCUAUCUAUCUAUCUAUCUAUCUAUCUAUCUAUCUAUCUAUCUAUCUAUCUAUCUCAAUAUGUUCCUAUCUACUCAACCAUUUCAACCUGCUCGUAUCCCUUGAUCUCAUUCCAUAUCUAUCUAUCUAUCUAUCUAUCUAUCUAUCUAUCUAUCUAUCUAUCUAUCUAUCUAUCUCAGUCUCUUCAUUUUUUAUCUAUCUAUCUCAAUAUGUUCCUAUCUACUCAACCAUUUCAACCUGCUCGUAUCUAUUGAUCUCAUUCCAUAUCUAUCUAUCUAUCUAUCUAUCUAUCUAUCUAUCUAUCUAUCUAUCUAUCUAUCCGCUCCUUUGCUAG